Messenger RNA from Lolium perenne, 1338 nucleotides. RefSeq lists its product as uncharacterized. NCBI's taxonomy places the organism in Eukaryota, Viridiplantae, Streptophyta, Magnoliopsida, Poales, Poaceae. Gene Ontology annotation, biological process: transmembrane transport. The record is from RefSeq and is a predicted model, not a curated record.
UUCCUUCCUCAGGCCUCAGCUCCCCACCAGAAUUUUCCUCUUUGCCCUGGCCUCCUGGGCACAAAUCUUCUCGCCGUUUGCAUCAGGCCCCGUCGUUUCUUCGCGCGGGCGCAACUCCGUCAGGGGAUCCGGCGCCGCCGAUGUCCGGAGACGCACAGCCACCGCUGCAGGGGACGGCGCGCUACGCUCUGUACCAGUUCGGCACCAGCGGCGCCGCCGUCGCCGUCGCCACCACCGUCACGCACCCGCUCGAUGUUAUCAAAAUUAGGCUCCAAAUGCAGCUUGCUGGGCAAAGAGGAAAUUUAGUUGGAAUGGGGGCAAUAUUUACGCAAAUGGUUGAAAGGGAAGGGCCUCGAUCACUCUAUUUGGGAUUUCCACCGGCAUUAAUGAGAUCCCUCAUCUAUGGCGGCCUUCGGCUGGGACUGUAUGAGCCCUGCAAACAUGUCUGCAGCUAUGCAUUUGGUUCAACAAACUUUGCUUUCAAAUUUGCAUCCGGAGUAGUUGCUGGCGCCCUAGCAACUGCAUUGACAAAUCCGAUGGAGGUCUUAAAGGUGAGGUCACAGAUGAGUACAAGCAGAAUUAGUACAAUUGGAAUGGUGAGGAAAAUUGUAGCAGAGGAAGGCCUCAAAGCGCUUUGGAAAGGAGUUGGCCCAGCUAUGAUGAGAGCGGGCUGCCUCACGGCAUCCCAAAUGGCAACUUACGAUGAGGCCAAGCAGGCCUUGCUGAAGUUGACACCACUUGAAGAAGGUUUUCAAUUACAUCUGAUGUCGAGUUGCAUUGCUGGAACGGCUGGUACACUUGUGACUGCUCCUAUUGACAUGAUCAAAACAAGGCUAAUGCUGCAAAAGGAGUCCAAAGGUGUCAGAGUAUACAGGAAUGGUUUCCACUGUGCUUACCAGGUUGUGCUGACAGAGGGUGUAAAAUCACUUUAUAAAGGUGGGUUUGCCACCUUCGCAAGGUUAGGCCCUCAAACAGCAAUCACCUUCAUUGCAUGCGAGAAGCUGCGCGAACUCGUGGGAAUGACUGCUAUUUAGUACCAAUUGACAUUGAAGAAUGCAGUUCAGUAUAUGUUUAGUCCGAGGGCAUAGGUUACUUGAUUCAUUACUAACAUUUUUGCACAUUCGUGAUGAAUAAAAGAAAACUCACAGGGAGCCCUGAGCUCCUUCCAUGAUUUUUGGUAGCUCAAGUGGUUUGCAGGAACUUGCUGCGGUUCAGAUUUUCUUGUCAAGUCACCAUUGUUUCACAGAUAAUUUGUAGUGAAGUAAAUGUAUUCACAAACAAAGUUUCAAAAUAGUUUGUAAUAGAUACAUAGAUGAGUCACUGUUCUACAUCAGUUUA